This is a messenger RNA of Medicago truncatula (barrel medic), 635 nucleotides long. RefSeq lists its product as uncharacterized. The transcript has 2 exons. NCBI's taxonomy places the organism in Eukaryota, Viridiplantae, Streptophyta, Magnoliopsida, Fabales, Fabaceae. The record is from RefSeq and is a predicted model, not a curated record. The coding region runs from base 101 to 520 and encodes 139 amino acids.
UCAGGACCACCUCAAUCUAAGAACAAUUCCAUAUAUUGCACUUUUUGCCAUAGGAACAAUCACACAGUGGAUUUUUGUUACAUGAAGCACGAUUAUCCCAAUGCAAAUAAGCCUCAUGCUUCUUCAAAUGCUGUUGUUAAUGAAGGCAUUCCUGAUUCUCAGAAAGAUGGUGAAGGAUCUUCCAUUAUCUCUCAAACUGGUCUUACUCAAGAGCAAUAUGGUCAUCUGGUUGCUUUACUUCAGCAAUCAUCUUUGGUUCCUCAAGCAUCUGCCUCAAGUCCUGCUAGCACCAAUCAUAUUACUUCUUCUAUUCCAUCUUUCCCCUCAGGAUAUGAAAUCCCAGAAGAUGAUUGGUUUGGGUAAUAUUUGUGAUGGUCUCUAUAAGCUGAAUACUGCUUCAUGCAAUCAGAAGUCUUUUGUUUCUUCUUCCACAAGUCUUUGUGCUCCAGUUUCUUUGAACUCUUGUAAUUCUGUUUGUUCUAGUGUAGCUAUUUCCUUUAUUCCUUCCAAUGCUAUUUAGCACUUUAGAUUAGGACAUUUGUCAAAUCAAAGAUUGUCCAAAAUGCAUAAUUUGUAUCCCUCUAUUUCUGUUGAUAAUAAAGCUACUUGUGACAUAUGUCAUUUUGCUAAGCAAA